This is a messenger RNA of Larimichthys crocea (large yellow croaker), 1462 nucleotides long. RefSeq names its product leucine rich repeat containing 38a (gene lrrc38a). Lineage: Eukaryota; Metazoa; Chordata; Actinopteri; Sciaenidae. Gene Ontology annotation, molecular function: transmembrane transporter binding; potassium channel activator activity; voltage-gated potassium channel activity. Gene Ontology annotation, cellular component: voltage-gated potassium channel complex. The coding region runs from base 249 to 1124 and encodes 291 amino acids. The transcript is spliced from 2 exons. The record is from RefSeq and is a predicted model, not a curated record.
UGCUUGUUACAUGAUCUCCUGGAAUACAGCGCGAGCUAUUGCGAUGGCUUUUUGGGUUGUUCUCACUAUGGAGUGCAGAGAACGAUGGAAGGAUGCAAGCACCACACUGAAUCUACGUUGUUACCUUCCGCAACCCCUCCUGUGAUCAUAACCUGUCUAUCCGUUCAUCUCCCUGAACUCCCCUUGUACCUACUGUCGAAACCCCCCCACCCCUUUGUCUCCUGAUUAAUGCUGCCACCCCCUCAACAAUGUUACCAUGCAUUAACUGGCUCCAGCCUUUCCUUGCCUUGAUUUCCUCCACCUUGCUUACGCGAGGCAACAACUGCCCAUCCAGCUGUUUGUGUCCAGAUCACCACACUGUGGAUUGCACUGGCCGAGGUCUAACCAGAGUCCCGGAUUACAUUCCUCUGGACGUUCGCCGUAUCUUGCUGUCCAACAACUGGAUUCCCUGGAUACCGUCUGAUUUCCUGGUCCUCUACAGUGAUCUGGUCUACCUGGAUCUGAGGAAUAACUCCCUCUCUCGGCUAGAUCCAGGGACACUUAGCACCUCCUCCAGGUUAGUCUUUUUGGACUUGGGAAGAAACAACCUGACGGAAAUCCCGUCUGGGACGUUUGGGAAGUCCAGGAGUCUGAUCAAAUUGCGACUGGGGAACAACCCCCACCUAAACAUGGUAGGCAGGGAUGCUUUCACAGGCUUGACUUCUUUGAGAGAGCUGGAGCUGGAGAAGAAUGGUCUCACAGACCUGGACGUCAGCAUCUUGGAAUCUCUGCCUUCCCUCCGGAUGCUGCGUCUGGAGGGAAACCCCUGGUUCUGCAGCUGCCACUUUGCCAAACUAUUUGUAUGGCUGAUGGAGAACCGUCACAAACUCCCUGAAGGUAUGGAGGGGAUAGAGUGCUCUCUGCCUCUGGAUGGGCGUCGCGUUCCCCUAAGUUUACUCUCUGAAGACAGUUUCCGGGAGUGCCAUGGUGCCCUCACCCUAACCGACUACCUCAUUGUCAUUUUCUCCGGCAUCUCUGUCUCAGUGGCAGCCAUCAUGGCCAGUUUCUUCCUCGCUUCCACAGUCCACUGCUUCCAGCGCCUCAGCAAAGGCAGCAAAGGAGAUGAGGAAGAAGGAAAUGACUGAUAUGGGAGGGGAAAUUGAUUACAUAAAAUGCGAGUGUUUCAUACAAACCUCUCCAGAGGUCAUGUUGUUAUCCCAGAACAGUCCUGACAAAGCCACACUCACGUCUAGUGGAAGAAUCCUGAGAAUCACAGACUGGUUUGGGAAUUGGGCUUGACCCACUGAGAACACGUAUUGUCUUAACUGAAUGUAGCAAUUUCUAUUUCUAUGUUUCUAUUUCCAAAUGUUAGAAACAAAAUGAGAUGAUGUGCAAAACAUUGAGUUUGAACAGUGGCAACAAAAGACUGGAAAAGUUGUGAAAUGCUAAAAGAAAACUCUGCUGGUGGAACAUCUCACAAUGA